AUGGCCUCCGCCACCACGAUCUUUCGCCUCUUCGCGUUGUCCGCGGCUUUGAACCAGGCGACUGCUACCUUCAGUCUCGAUACUUCUGGUCCUAGUUGGGACUAUACAACCAAGGACUUGGCAGACACGACGUCACAGGCUUGCAAGGACGCCUACAGCGCCAGUAUCGACUGCGAUGAAACCCUCCUUGAGAUCGUAGCGUCUAUGGAUCCUGACUUCAACCCGCAAUCUUCGGACUUGCAGGCUAUGUGCACCACGACAUGCAGUGAUUCAUUGUCCCAGUAUAUGAAGAACGUCAAGGCUGCAUGCGGCAACGAUGGCGAUCUAGCCGGAGUUGCCAACGGGAAUACAUAUGUUUACCAGGCUCCCGUGGCCACCGUGGGCGAGGUUUUCCAGUACAAAUACGGCCAAUCUUGUGCCAAGAGCGGGUCUGAUUACUGUUACUUGACCUAUCCCAACAGCGAUGAUUGGGCCAGAACCGACUUCCCGUGCAGCGACGAGUGUGCAGUCGAGUUUUACCAAAACGCACACGAGCAACCUGGCUCGGCAUAUUUCUUUAACUACUUUGCUCUUUGCAACCAGUCAUCAUCCUGGGAGGAUACCUUUGCCGGUGGUUGGGAAACUGUGGUUCAAUGCAACGAUGGUGGAAGCGAUGUAAGCUCCGUGAGCACGAGCGGAGAUUCAACAACCACCGAUAUUGUUGACAUUGCAUCUUCGACCACCUCAAUGACCAAUGCGGCUAUUUCUACGACCUCAACACCAACUGCAGCGACGACAACCGCCGCACCGGUUCGGUCUGCUUCUGGGACUACUUCCACCGCUGGGACUACUUCCACUACAGCCACCAGUGGCGCUUCGAGGCUCAGGGCCCCCUUUCUUUCAAAUUUCUGGGCAUAA
Messenger RNA from Penicillium canariense, 897 nucleotides. RefSeq lists its product as uncharacterized. The record is from RefSeq and is a predicted model, not a curated record. Bases 1 to 897 code for a protein of 298 amino acids. The transcript has 2 exons. NCBI's taxonomy places the organism in Eukaryota, Fungi, Ascomycota, Eurotiomycetes, Eurotiales, Aspergillaceae.